Molecule: messenger RNA, 859 nt
Organism: Caenorhabditis angaria
Lineage: Eukaryota; Metazoa; Nematoda; Chromadorea; Rhabditida; Rhabditidae
Source: the annotation of a GenBank genome assembly
AUGAUGGAGAAAUUGACGACCACCGCAUUUCAGAAGGAACAUUUGGAGAAGCAGCAGAAUCCAGAUGAGGAAAGGUUAGUUAACAUUUUUUUGGUUAUGACGUGGAAAACAUUUAAUUGGGAUUGAAGAACAUUCUCAUAAUUUCAAAAUUGUAGACUUCUCAAAAUUCUAAAGCUCAAAAUUCUGAAGCUCAAAAAAACAAAUCCUGAAGCUCAAAAUUUAAAGCUCCAAAUCUUUAAGCUGGAAAAUCUGAAACUUAGAAUCUGCAGCUCAAAAUUUGAAGCUCAGAAUCCUGAAGUUCAGAAUCCUAAAGCUCAGAAUCUGAUGCUCAGAAUCCUGAAGUUCUCUAUCUGAAGCUCCAAAUCUGAAUCUUCAAAUCUGAAACUUAGAGUCUGCAGCUCAAAAUCUGAAGCUCCAAAUCUGAAUCUUAAAACUAUUGGGCUUUUAAAAUUCAUGAAUCACUUUAACCGUUUUUUUUUCCUGAUUUAUGAUUCCUAAGCUUGACAAUUUCCCAGACAUCGUGAGAAACUAGACUCUAGUUUACCAACCCCGAUCUGAAAAUUAGGCUAACUCAAACUCAAAGAACAAAAAAAAACAAUUUUUUUCCAGCGACUGGAUUUUGACGUCAAUAAUUUCCAUCGGCUGCCUGCUCUUCCUCAUUAUCGCAAUUAAGUUGUGCUAUAAUUAUUCGAGAAAGUUUCCGGAGCAGAAGAAUGUGAGUUUUUAAAAAUUGCUAUUUUUUGGAAAAAGUUCAUUUUUUCUGGAAUUCAAAUUUCAGGACCCAGAAGAGUUGGCGAAUCUCAACGUUCACGGAAUUUCGUUUAAAGGCACACGAGGAGUCAGAUAUUCUGUUGCCUAG